AUGUCGCUGUUGAGGGGCAACCGAAAUGUCAUAUUGCUGCUGGCAAUCAUCAUUGUCCUCCUCCUCUUUCAUAGCGGCAACAGUAGCAGCUCCAGUGGCGCACCUUUUUUCCACCAUGAAGCCGUGGACUGGUCCCGGUACGCAUACAGCCAGUAUGCCACCGACAGCGCCUAUCUCUGCAAUUCGGUGAUGGUCUUCGAGGCCCUGCAUCGCCUAGGAAGCAGAGCUGGCCGGAUACUCUUUUAUCCCAAGGAGUGGGAUACAGUGGUGUCGAGCUCGAAGGAUCGGGAUAGCCAGCUUCUGGUCAUGGCUAGGGACAAAUACAAGGUCAAGCUCAUACCGACAGAUAUACCUUCUAUCAAGAUCUCCACAAAUGAGACAAGCACCUCAACAUGGACCCAUAGCAUCGGCAAAUUCCUCGCCUUCUCCCAAAUGCAAUACACGCGAAUCCUACACUUAGACUCCGACAUCACGCUCCUCAAGUCCCUGGACGACCUCUUCUUCCUCCCCAGCGCCCCCGUCGCCAUGCCGCGCGCCUACUGGAUGGACACGAACCCCAAGCCCCUAACCUCCCUCCUCGUCCUGCUCGAGCCCUCCCAGUACGAAUCCAACGCGCUGAUGAGCGCCGCUGCUGCCCUUGCGCCGCGCCCUGGAGCAAGGGCUGCGGCGGGCGAAGCAGGGGCAGCAGCAGCAGCGCCCGCAGCAAAAUACGACAUGGAGCUCCUCAACGACCGCUACGCCCCCUCCGCCCUCGUCCUCCCGCACCGUCCCCUCUUCCUCCUGACCGGCGAAUUCCGCCUCCCGCGCGCCUCCCAUAGCGCCUACCUCGGCCCCUCCCCCUCUUCUCCCACUUCCCCCUCCUCUGUCUCCUGGGACCCGGAUCAGGCCCUCUCCUCCGCUUCGCUCGUCCACUUCUCCGACUGGCCACUCCCGAAGCCCUGGAUCAUGUGGCCGCAGGGCCAGCUGGCGGAAAUGGUGCCGCGGUGCUGGGAGAAGCCGGGGACGGCGGAGGAGAAGGGGUGUAGAGAUCGCGAGGUGUGGUUAGGGUUGUAUGCGGAUUUCAGGAAGCGCAGGAAGGAAGUUUGUAGGCUGUUGAGCGUGCCGGCGCCGGAGUGGGCGCCGAGUGAGAGAGGGGCGGGUGGAGGGGUUUAA
This is a messenger RNA of Coniosporium apollinis CBS 100218, 1152 nucleotides long. RefSeq lists its product as uncharacterized. Gene Ontology annotation, molecular function: glycosyltransferase activity. The record is from RefSeq and is a predicted model, not a curated record. The transcript has 2 exons. Lineage: Eukaryota; Fungi; Ascomycota; Dothideomycetes. The coding region runs from base 1 to 1152 and encodes 383 amino acids.